AUGGCUCUUGGAGUUCUGUCCCAAAACUUGCUGAGGUGUGGAAAGAGCUGCAGGUUGAGAUGGAUAAACUACUUAAGACCAGAUGUGAAGCGGGGUUCAUUCAGUGCGGAAGAAGAGAGAAUAAUAAUUGAAGUUCAGAGAAUAUUAGGGAAUAAAUGGGCUCAGAUUGCUAAGUAUUUGCCUGGUAGAACUGAUAAUGAAGUUAAGAACUUUUGGAACUCCUCCAUCAAGAAGAAGCUCAUUGCACAGGCCUUCCAAUCCCCUACUCAGAAUCUCCUCAUCACCUCUCCCAAUCGAAGCCAUAAUACUAAUAUUUGUAAUAAUAAUAAUACCCAUGUUAACCCACAACCACGCUUGAUGUCAUUUGAAUAUCCUUCUAAUAAUUCACCAUGUUGUUUCUCUAUCUUGAAUCAAAUCUCCACUACGCCACCCUUGGAGAGCCAUAAAAAUAUCGUUUGGAGUGCUACUGCAACCACUACUGAGUCAAGAGAUCAGUUGGCAAGCCCAUCUCCAUGGGAGUACAUUACUACUCAUCAUGAUCAUCUUCAGCCUGGGAUCUUCACCUCUUCUCCAUUGACUCAAUCUGGGUUUGAAACGGCUUGGAUUUCUGGUGGCGGGUUUCAACCCAGGGAUCUACAUGAAGAGAAGAUGAUUAAGUGUCAAGGUUUGGAUUCUGAGAAAGCUGAUGUCUGCAGCAGCUCGAUGGGUGCUUUCCCUGAUGAAAGUCUUGAGUUCGAUAUUGAUUUUGUAGAAUUGCUAAACUGCUAG
Messenger RNA from Carica papaya (papaya), 768 nucleotides. Lineage: Eukaryota; Viridiplantae; Streptophyta; Magnoliopsida; Brassicales; Caricaceae. The record is from RefSeq and is a predicted model, not a curated record.